Messenger RNA from Caenorhabditis briggsae, 2973 nucleotides. Gene Ontology annotation, biological process: protein quality control for misfolded or incompletely synthesized proteins; chaperone-mediated protein complex assembly; mitochondrion organization. The transcript has 12 exons. Gene Ontology annotation, cellular component: mitochondrial matrix. The record is from RefSeq and is a predicted model, not a curated record. Gene Ontology annotation, molecular function: ATP hydrolysis activity; single-stranded DNA binding; ATP-dependent peptidase activity. NCBI's taxonomy places the organism in Eukaryota, Metazoa, Nematoda, Chromadorea, Rhabditida, Rhabditidae. Bases 1 to 2973 code for a protein of 990 amino acids.
AUGUACCGCGCCGGGGCACUAGUGCUCCGAAGUGCAACUCUCCGUCGUACGCGGUUUCUCGCAGCUCAUCAGAAUUUCGCUACUAUUUCCUCCCAGAGAAGCUCAGUUUUACUGGCAAAAUCCUUGGAAUCAUCCAUAGGUGGUGCUGGAAAUCAGAAGAAGUUUUACUCAAGCAAAGAUCACGAUGAUCCGAUCGCCGUUGAUGAUUCAUUGGAGCUUUAUAAAGAUCUUGGAGGAAUGUCACCGAUUCAAGUGCCCGCUGAUAUGCCGAAUGUUCCGAUUCUAGCUAUCAAUCGAUAUCCAUUAUUCCCCGGAUUCAUCAAAAAAGUUGAUAUUGUGAAAGACGACAAUCUGAAGGCGUUAAUCAGACGACAGCUAUCACUCAAACAACCGUACGCUGGAGUUUUCGUGAAGAAAGAUGACGAAAACAAAGAAGAAACAAUUGUAUCACUCUCGGAAGUCUACCCAACUGGAUCCUUCGUUCAAAUCAUUGAAGUCAGAGACCAGGGAAGUGUUCUCGAAUUGGUGCUCAGUGCUCAUCGCAGAAUCAGAGUCAUCGAGCCGAUUGAAGACGUUGUUGCACCGAAAACAGAUACUCCGUUGAAUGGAAGACGUGCGCGAGGAAAGCGAGCUGGUCUCCCACCAACGCCUCCGCCAACGCCACCACUCUCCACACCGACCUCUGCUCCAGAAGCUAGUGCCACCUCACCAGAAGAAAAGGAGGAGAAGAAGGAUCCAGAGAGAAAGGGAAUUGUCAUGGUUCGAACUGAGAACGUUGUCGCUGAUCCUGUACCCAAAAAUAACGAGACAAAGGCCACAAUGAUGGCUAUUGUUCAGACGAUCAGAGACGUCGUUCAGUUCAAUCAAUUGUUCGGACAACAGAUCAAUCUCCUCCUCCAUCCUUCCCAAAACGUUAUUGAUAAUCCUGUCUACCUUUGUGAUUUGGUUGCCACUCUGGUACAAUCCGCGGAAACCAAGGAUCUUCAAGAAAUGAUGGAUGAAACGGAUGUAUCAAAACGUCUUAAAAUUGCUUUGCUUUUGAUUCAAAAAGAGAAAGCAGUCGCAAAAUUGAAGCAUGAUAUCAACAAAGACGUGGAGAAAAAGGUUCAGGAUCAUCAUCGAAAAUAUCUACUCAAUGAGCAGCUAAAAGUGAUCAAGAAGGAAUUGGGAAUCGAGAAAGAUGAGAAGACAACGAUUAUUGAGAAGAUUGACGAGAGAAUGAAGACGUUGGCAGUUCCAGAAUACGCGUUGAAAGUGAUUAACGAGGAGAAGACAAAGCUACAGUUUUUGGAUCCACACUCCAGUGAAUUCAGUGUCACAAGAAACUAUUUGGAAUGGCUGACUUCUGUUCCUUGGGGUCUUACAUCUCCAGAGAAUCGUCGCUUGUCACAUGCGAAGAAGGCUUUGGAUGAGGGUCACUAUGGAAUGAAGGAUGUUAAGGAGAGAAUUAUGGAGUUCAUUGCUGUCAACUUGCUUCGUAAAUCCGUGGGUGGAAAGAUUCUCUGCUUCCACGGACCGCCAGGAGUUGGAAAGACUUCCAUCGCCAAGUCGAUUGCAAAUGCACUCAAUAGAGAGUACUUCCGAUUCUCAGUUGGUGGAAUGACAGACGUCGCCGAAAUCAAGGGACAUCGUCGCACUUACGUUGGCGCGAUGCCAGGAAAAAUGAUUCAGUGUAUGAAAAAGGUCAAGACUGAGAACCCGCUGGUUCUGAUUGAUGAAGUUGACAAGAUUGGAGGAGCCGGUUUCCAUGGAGAUCCAGCAUCUGCGUUGCUGGAACUUUUGGAUCCAGAGCAGAAUGCAAACUUCAAUGAUCACUUUUUGGAUGUUCCUGUAGACUUGUCUAGAAAUUCAAUCGUCGUCUUUCCAGAAGAGGCUCCUUUCUUCUUCUUUUUGUCUUCUUCCAUUAGCCUGUCAAGCUCGGCUUGUUUCCGUUCAGUUCUCUUCAUUUGCACCGCCAACGAAAUCUCAAAAAUCCCCGGCCCCCUACGGGAUCGAAUGGAAAUGAUCGAUGUCAGUGGAUAUUUGGCUGAGGAGAAAGUCGCCAUUGCUCAUCAGCAUCUGAUUCCACAGCUGAGAAAAGAGACAUCCCUCUCCGCUGACCAGUUGAACAUUGAGGACUCAGCACUCGAGGAGCUCAUCAAGCAUUACUGUAGAGAAUCUGGAGUGAGAAAUUUGCAGCAGCACAUUGAACGAAUUUUCCGUAAAGCAGCUCUCCAAAUAGCUGAGCAACAACCAGAAGAUGAGCAACCAGCGGCUACAACUGCAAUCAGUGAGAAUUCAGAUGCAGAACCAGUGUCAACACCAUCCGAUCCUCCUACUUUUACCCCUGAAAAGAUCAAUAUCAGUACAGAGAACCUUCAAAAAUUUGUGGGGCGACCCAAAUUCACAUCAGACAGAAUGUAUGAAGUGACACCGCCAGGAGUGAUUAUGGGACUCGCGUGGACAGCAAUGGGAGGAUCCGCGUUGUACAUUGAGACAGUUUUGAAGAGACCUGUUGAUGUGACAUCUGAUAAGGAUGGAAGUAUCGAAACGACUGGAAACUUGGGAGAUGUGAUGAAGGAGAGUGUGAGGACGGCGUUGACAGUGUCAAAGGGGAUUCUGGCAAGAGAACAACCGGAUAACAAGUUCUUUGACAAAUCACAUAUUCAUAUUCAUGUGCCAGAGGGAGCCACUCCAAAAGACGGACCAUCUGCUGGAGUGACACUCGUCUCAAGUCUCCUCUCGCUUGCAUUGAACCGCCCAGUUGUUCAGGAUAUGGCGAUGACUGGAGAAAUCUCGCUGACAGGAAAAGUACUACCAGUUGGUGGAAUUCGGGAGAAAAUUAUUGCUGCCCGUCGAGUUGGUGCUAAGCGAGUAUUCCUGCCAGCAGAGAACCGACGAGAUUUCGAUGAUCUCCCAGAAUUCAUGAAAUCCGAAUUGGACAUUCGAUUCGUGUCUCAUUACGAUGAGCUCUAUGAGCAUCUCUUCCAAUGA